Molecule: messenger RNA, 747 nt
Organism: Schizophyllum commune H4-8
Lineage: Eukaryota; Fungi; Basidiomycota; Agaricomycetes; Agaricales; Schizophyllaceae
Exons: 4
Coding region: 1-747 (248 amino acids)
Source: RefSeq, a predicted model, not a curated record
AUGUCAAAGUACUGCGAGUGCUCAGACCCCCUCUUAGAAGCCGCAGGACUGCCCAAAUGUGACGUUCAUCCCGAUAUGCAUUUCUUUCCUCGGCGCAUUCCUGCCAUCCGACGCAGCGUUACUGUUCAACACCACGAUGCCACCCUUUUGAAUGACCCUGACCCGCGCACGAUACACGUUGGAGCUGCCGACCGUUGGUUAGGCGGCCGCGGAAUGGACCAAACACCGAUCUCUCCAUUGAGCCAUGCCGUAUGGCAUCGGAAGGAUGUACGGCCAGGCGAGGUGCUGUGCUGCUUUGAGCGUGAACAAAUACUGCUCAAGAAUACUCAGUCCGGGGGCAGUAAAUCUGUAUUCUUCACACUCUACUGCACGAUCACCCCCGGCAAGCACGAUACACGCAACCAUCUCUUCCCCUCACGCUUCAUCUUUGAGACUUACCACUGUGGACUCGAUUGGCAUGCCCCGAAGUGGGCUAGCUGGCCUACCUCUUGCUACGAGUUCGUCGAUUCGGCGCUGAUCGUUGCGGUCAUGAUCUACGGACUCAUGUCAAAGGGCGGUGCGAUGACCGUUAGUGGUGCAGACGAGCGAUGGGAGCCCUUGAUAUGGCUUUGCACCCGAGGCACUUCUUACACCAUAUCUUUCCCCACUCUCGUACAACUGGCGCACCGUGUAUGGAGAGAAGACGACGAAGCCUGGGAAUCAGCGUUGAGGGCGCAAGUCAUCGGAGUUCUGCUUCCAACCAGGUAG